AUGCAGCUCGGUUGCCUCGAGAGCGUCGCCAACUCCUCGGUGGCCUACAGCUCAUCCUCGCCGCUCACAGCCUACCCCCCGGCGGCCACAGAGUUCGCCUCGCCCUACUUCUCCACCAACCACCAGUACACCCCCCUGCACCACCAGUCCUUCCACUAUGACUUCCAGCACUCCCACCCCGCGGUGGGACCGGAGGCGUACGGCCUCAACUCUCUCCACUCUGGGCAGUAUUACCAGCAGAUUCACCAUGCAACACAUGGAGAUGCAGACUUCAUCAACCUGCACAGUGCCCGUGCACUCAAGUCCUCGUGCCUGGAUGAGCAGCAGCGGCGCGAGUUGGGCUGCCUGGACGCUUACCGGAGACAUGACCUGUCUUUGAUGACGUCACACGGCGGGCAGUAUGGCAUGCACCACGACCAGAGGCUGCUGCCUGCGGCAGGUCUGGGGCUCCCUACCCCUGGGGCGGAUGACCUGCAGGUACCUCCUCUCUCCUCUCCUCUCCUCUCCUCUCCUCUCUGCUCCUCAACCCUCCUCUCUACUCCUCUCCUCCACUGUUGUAAUCCUGAUCAAACACCAAGCACAGUUGCUGACAUUUUUCAUCCAAAAGCCACACUGGCUAUAGUGAACUACAAAGUUAUGUUCAGGCCCUAACUCCUAAGCCCUAGCUCCUAGCUCCUUAAGCCUGUCUCCUAUCUCCUAUCUCCUAAACCCUAACUCUUAUCUUACUCAGUCAGAGUCAUAGAAAUAGAUAGAUAGAUAGAUAGAUAGAUAGAUAGAUAGAUAGAUAGAUAGAUAGAUAGAUAGAUAGAUAGAUAGAUAGAUAGAUAGAUAGAUAGAUAGAUAGAUAGAUAGAUAGAUAGAUAGAUAGAUAGAUAGAUAGAUAGAUAGAUAGAUAGAUAGAUAGAUAGAUAGAUAGAUAGAUAGAUAGAUAGAUAGAUAGAUAGAUAGAUAGAUAGAUAGAUAGAUAGAUAGAUAGAUAGAUAGAUAGAUAGAUAGAUAGAUAGACAGAUAGUACUCACCAUGUAUAUAACCGUUUUAGAAUGGACAUUGCCAUUGAGGCCUUCCACCAUUUUAAAGUAGUCAACUGGGUCUGGAUUCCUAUGAGUUGGGAGCAAUCAGACAAUGAAGAACAAAAUUGACCACUUUAAAAUGGAGGUAGCCUCAAUGGCGCCCAUGCUGUCACAGACGCUAUAAUUUCACAGAUACAAAGAUGAGUCCUCUAUCUAUCUCUAUUGUCAAAGUCCGUCUCCGCCCAGCUCUGUUCCCUCUCACGCGCUGCAGUCCUUCUGGAAAGCAGCAAGAGGACGGUUCAGUCAAAAUGGAAAUACAACAUUCAAUGAAUGACAGUCGAUACCUACAUUAGGCUAAUAUUACACUCGAUGGAGAGAAAUUAAAUCAACAUUUGUCAAAUGAAGAUGAAGUAAUCUAGAAUAAAACGAAAUAGAAUAAAUGCUGCAUUUAAACAGUUAAUCUGAGAAAUCCACUUCCAUUAUGCACUCCACCCUUUAUUUUACUCCAAAUGCACGUGACAUAUAUUUUAACUAUUCUUUUAGAUGUAAAUAAAUUGUGUGUGUGUGUGUGUGUGUGUGUGUGUGUGUGUGUGGUGUGUGUGUGUGUGUGUGUGUGUGUGUGUGUGUGUGUGUGUGUGUGUGUGUGUCCGGCUGGUGAGGCUGUGUGAAGCCGCUGUUUCUCUCUUCUCCUCUGAAAGGCGGAUUAAGGGAUCCGGGUUCGCGGCACAAUGGGCCGCUCUAGCGCCAUAAAGCACCGUAGUUUAUCCAAUUACCGACUUAAUGUCAAUCAACCGGUUCUUUCUUCCACAACAUCUGAGCCGCGGCUCCGGUUAAACACAUGCAGCACGGGACAGAAACAUCUCCGGUUAAACACGCUGCACGGGACAGAAAGAUCAUUCCUUUAUUGAAAUAUUCCUUUUUCAACUGUACAACCAAACUACUAGGAUACUAGAAGUGAUUCAACUGGUAGGCCUAGAUAUAUAUUAAUAUAGAGCUAUUUUAUAAUUAAUGCACUUGUAAGUAAUAUUACUAUAGGUUUAAAUUAUAACAAAUUGAUUAAUACUAUUAAUAUAGGUUUAAAUGAUAACUACUUGAUUCAUAAUAUUAAUAUAGGUUUAAAUGAUAACAAAUGGAUUAAUACUAUUAAUAUAGGUUUAAAUGAUAAUAAAUUGAUUAAUACUAUUAAUAUAGGUUUAAAUGAUAACUACUUGAUUCAUAAUAUUAAUAUAGGGUUAACAUAUUAUUAAUAAUAUUUGUUUUUGUAAAUAAUAUAACAAAUGUGUUAUUGUCACAAACACCUGAUAGGUCUAAUGCGUUGUUUUACAGGGUCAGUAAUAGCAGUAUGAUAGACCAGUGUAAUGUGUUGUUUUACAGGGUCAGUAAUAGCAGUAUGAUAGAUCCAGUGUAAUGUGUUGUUUUACAGGGUCAGUAAUAGCAGUAUGAUAGAUCCAGUGUAAUGUGUUGUUUUACAGGGUCAGUAAUAGCAGUAUGAUAGAUCCAGUGUAAUGUGUUGUUUUACAGGGUCCGUAAUAGCAGUAUGAUAGAUCCAGUGUAAUUUGUUGUUUUACAGGGUCAGUAAUAGCAGUAUGAUAGACCAGUGUAAUGUGUUGUUUUACAGGGUCCGUAAUAGCAGUAUGAUAGAUCCAGUGUAAUGUGUUGUUUUACAGGGUCAGUAAUAGCAGUAUGAUAGAUCCAGUGUAAUGUGUUGUUUUACAGGGUCCGUAAUAGCAGUAUGAUAGAUCCAGUGUAAUGUGUUGUUUUACAGGGUCCGUAAUAGCAGUAUGAUAGAUCCAGUGUAAUGUGUUGUUUUACAGGGUCAGUAAUAGCAGUAUGAUAGAUCCAGUGUAAUGUGUUGUUUUACAGGGUCCGUAAUAGCAGUAUGAUAGAUCCAGUGUAAUGUGUUGUUUUACAGGGUCAGUAAUAGCAGUAUGAUAGAUCCAGUGUAAUGUGUUGUUUUACAGGGUCAGUAAUAGCAGUAUGAUAGAUCCAGUGUAAUGUGUUGUUUUACAGGGUCAGUAAUAGCAGUAUGAUAGAUCCAGUGUAAUGUGUUGUUUUACAGGGUCAGUCAUAGUACUACGAUAGGUGCAGUGUAAUAUGUUGUUUUACAGGGUCAGUCAUAGUACUACGAUAGGUGCAGUGUAAUGUGUUGUUUUACAGGGUCAGUCAUAGUACUACGAUAGGUGCAGUGUAAUGUGUUGUUUUACAGGGUCAGUCAUAGUACUACGAUAGGUGCAGUGUAAUGUGUUGUUUUACAGGAGCAAAUUAGGGUUAAAUUCCUUGCUCAAGGCAGAUCAACUGAUAACAAUAUAGAUUUAUCUGAUUACUUGAUUCAUAUAAAUAUAGGAUUAUAUGAUAACUAGUUCAUUAAUAUUAAUAUAGGUCUAUAGAUAACUACUUUAUGAAUAAUAUUAAUAUAGGCUAGGUCUAUAUGAUAACUACUUCAUUAAUAAUAUUAAUAUAGGCUAGGUCUAUAUGAUAACUACUUCAUUAAUAAUAUUAAUAAAGGUUUAUAUGAUAACUACUUCAUUCAUAAUAGUAAGAUAGGGAUAUAUGAUAACUUGUUGAAUAAUAAUAUGAAUAACAUAGCGUAGCAUGGCAUAGUAAAUUAGUAUCCUGGUACGAUCUAUAAUAAUAAUAAUAAUAAUAAUAAUAGUAAUAAUAAUAAUAAUACUGAUAAUGGGGAUGGUGUUCUAGAACCAAUAGCCUACCAUAUUGUUCUUUCUGUUGUGAAUAUUUUCUUAUUUAGGCUAUUAUGGUUGAUGGUGAUGAGGAUAACUGAUAUUCUGAUUCUGAUUAUAAGAAUAUUGUUUUUAUUUAGAUGUUAAUAUAUUUCAAUAUGUCACCAUCUUUACCACUUUCAUUAUGUAGAUUGUUAUCAGAUCUGUGAGUGGUGUGUUGGUAGGAAGGGUAGAGGGCCACACACGCACACACAGGCACGCACACACACACACACACACACACACACACGACCGAGAAAGGGGGCUCACACACUCACACACGACCGAGAAAGGGGGCUCACACACUCACACACGACCGAGCAAGGGGGCUCACACACACAGAAUAGGUCUUCGACCUUCUUUAGAAAUAAAAGGCACGUGAACCUGAGUAGAACAGAUGCGGUCUGAUCCAGCGCGUGCAGAAACAGACAUCGCAUGUUUGAGCGGGUAAAGAGAUUUUCAUGCUCCACAAAAGAGCUGCCACACCUUUCCCCCGUCAGCCUGCCUAACCCUAACCCUUUCUCCUGUUAGACACUUAAUAUAUGCAAGACCUCUGCGUUUUGUAUAUUGAUUUUAUAAUCACUUUAGCUUCGGAGUAAAAAGAUACUAUACAGACAGAGUUUGUUAAAAAGACUAACACGGCCUGUUCCAUGUGGCGCGAGAUAGACAGCGGAGUGUUUUAUUUUAAUCAGGGUUGUGUCUGUGCCCGGCCGCCUCGCGGCUCACACCGGGGAUUAACCGGCUCCUUUUCAAUAAGAGCCCGUGUUCCUCAGUCAUUUUGAUGCCAUCACUGAUACCAGGCUCUGCACGCGGCCAUUUUUAACAGGUUCCACAUGCUGCCACAUUUGUGGUUAUGAUUGGUUAUAAGCGGUAACAACAGGUAGGUGCAGAUAUCAGCGUUCUCGCCCAUCCGGAGGUUGACGCAUUGUGCCGAGCUGCAUUUGUGUGUUUCUUGAUUCUCAUUCUUGAUCGUUUCUCUUUGGACCUUAUUAAUGCAUUAUUAUUAUUAUUAUUAUUAUUAUUAAUACAAAUGUAUUAUUAUUAUUGCUAUUAUUAAUAAACGUGUUCUUAUUCUUAUUGUUGCUGUUAUUAUUAUGAAUAAUGUGACACCGUUUCAGGGCUCCGUGGAGGCGCAGUGCGGGCUCAUGCUCAAUGGCCAAGGUGGCGUCAUCCGAAGAGGUAAGACACACUUUAAACACACAUUAACAUGAAUACCCCAUCUCCUUCUCUGUCUGGUCAACUGAAGAAUCGAAAAGACAAGAUGGAAGCAUUAUCUAAAUCAAGUGAAAAUAUAUUUUAGUUGAAUUAGCCAAUUUUAUGACACACCACGGUACUAUUUUUAAAUGUUUCUGUCAGUUUGUUUUUUAAAGUUGUUAAAUUAGUAAGUGAAAUGUCCGGACAUGAUGUAUACUUUCACUUCAAUCCAGACAAUUCUACUACUCUGCCUGAAGCUGGUUUACUUGACACUAUCAACUUCCAUUGUAGAAUAGAGAGUGCAUCAUCCUUUCACUCUGAUCAGUCAUUCUCAAACGAACUCUAUUAUGAAAAGUAAAAAUGAAAAUAAUAAAUUAAAAAUCAUAUUGCCUAACAACAACGACAACAACAAGAAACAAUAACAUGAAUAAUAACAAUAACAGUUAUAGUAGCUUAAUAUUAAUAAUUACAGUUGUAAUGACAGUACAAAAUAGUAAUAAUAAUAAUAACAGUAAUAAUAAUAGCUAGAAAAGUAACAAAAAAAAUAAAAAAAAUAAAAAUCCUGAAGAAAAUGUGGUGACCUUGCUACUAUUUAUGGGAUGGCAGGUUGCCCACCGUUAAGAGGGUUGGGCCACUAAACCAAAAGUUCGCUGGUUUGAAUCCCGAGCUGACUAGGUGGAACAUCUGUUGAUGUGCCCUUGAGCAAGGAACGUAACCCUAAUUGCUUCUGUAAAUGCAUUUAAAAUGUCUAUUUUUGGCAUUGUAUCCAUGAAAUGUUGUGCUAAUUUAUGCUAAUUACCUCUGUUUAUAGUUUAUCAAAGUUUUAAAGAAUGUGAAGUUAGGGUAGCCUGAACAAGUGAAAGUUGGUUUGGUGUCUCUAGCUUGAACGGUUCAAGAGUUACUGUUAGUGAGUUAUUUCAUGCACAUUUUUGCAAAAAUAUACAGUACAUAGUUAUAAGUUGAAAAAAGUUUUUAAGAAUGUGAAUUUAGAAUAGCUUGAAUGUUUUAUCUUUGGUCUUGUAGCUAACCCUAACCCUAACCCUAACCCUAACCCUAACCCUAACCCUAACCGGCCAAGGAGCAGGACCAUUUUGAAUUGCUACCUCUGUAUUCCUGUAACCCUAACCCUAACCCUAACCCUAACCCUAACCCUAACCGGCCAAGGAGCAGGACCAUUUUGAAUUGCUACCUCUGUAUUCCUGUGGUUUUUAUUUAAACCCUUGUUCAUUUAUACAAAAAGUAUAAAUAGUAUAAAAAAAUCGGUAUAAAAAUGUUGUUGUUGACAGCUCAUACGAUCAGAUUUAGAAACUAACCCUAACCCUAACCAUAACCCAGCUCAUACGAUCAGAUUUAGAAACUAACCCUAACCCUAACCCUAACCCUAACCCUAACCCUAACCCUAACCCUAACCCUAACCCUAACCAUAACCACACUGCUAACCCUAAUGCCUAAUCCUAAACUUAAAUUAAGACCAAAAUGUUUUGUUUUCAUACAUUUAUCCAAUAGCCUACCGCCAAUGUUGACUUUGUAACUGGCCUAUCUAAGGGGAAAUCGCUCAGUUCUGCCCCCAGGACAAGACUCAUGACAAUAAACAUCAACCUGCUCACUAAGUUUGAAAGCUAUCAAAAACAUUUUCUCAAUCAAUCUAAAUUGGGGCAGUCUGGAUAUUUGGAUAUUGGUUUCGUGUUAAUUGCUUAAAUAGUUUACGCUCUAGAGCAGACAGAAUAAAUAUAAUAAUAAUACUCUCCUGAGUGGCGCAGUGGUCUAAGGCUGGUUCGAAUCCAAGAUCCUGGUUCGAAUCCAGGCUCUGUCGUAGCCGGCCCAUCGUCGUCCAGGGUAGGGGAGGGAAUGGCCUGCAGGGAUGUAGCUCUGUUGGUAACGCCAGGGUUGUGGGUUCGAUUCCCAAGGGGGGCCAGUAUGAAAAAUUAAAAAAAUAAUGUAUGCACAAACUGUAAGUGACUCUGGAUAAGAGCGUCUGCUAAAUGUCAAGAAAUUAUUUUAAAAAAUGUAAAAUAAUAUGAUUCUGAGAAAAUCUAUAGUUGUGCUAUGCCUUCAGCAAGAUCAACAAAUAAUAAUUUCAUUGUGUUGGUCUUCACAGUAAUAACUGGAGGAUGUUUUGAUGUCAUUAGUAAAGACCUUAUGACUGUUUUUAUUAUUUGUUAUUGUUGACAAAUGAACUGUAUAAUGAAAUAUAGCCUAAUGGUGUAGAAAGAGAUCAUUCACUCUGAUUUGAAUCCAAUAGUCUGUUGAAACCAGACUUUUCCAGGUGUUUGUGUGGUAAAAAAGAUACAGAUAAAAACCUUUUAGCUCCAGCUCUGUGUGGAGAACAAAGAGCUACCUGCUUUCCGCUAUUUUACCUGUUAUCUGUUGCUGUAAUAGUAUGUUUACCUUAUCACUCUCUGUUGCUGUAAUAGUAUCUUUACCUUAUCACUCUCUGUUGCUGUGAUAGUAUGUUUACCUUAUCACUCUCUGUUGCUGUGAUAGUAUGUUUACCUUAUCACUCCCUGUUGCUGUGAUAGUAUGUUUACCUUAUCACUCUCUGUUGCUGUGAUAGUAUCAUUACCUUAUCACUCUCUGUUGCUGUGAUAGUAUCAUUACCUUAUCACUAUCUGUUGCUGUGAUAGUAUCAUUACCUUAUCACUAUCUGUUGCUGUGAUAGUAUCAUUACCUUAUCACUCUCUGUUGCAGUGAUAGUAUCAUUACCUUAUCACUCUCUGUUGCUGUGAUAGUAUGUUUACCUUUUUUAAUAUAAUAAUACCUUUUCACUCUCUGUUGCUGUAAUAGUAUGUUUACCUUAUCACUCUCUGUUGCUGUAAUAGUGUCUUUACCUUAUCACUCUCUGUUGCCGUGAUAGUAUGUUUACCUUAUCACUCUCUGUUGCUGUGAUAGUAUCAUUACCUUAUCACUCUCUGUUGCUGUGAUAGUAUCAUUACCUUAUCACUAUCUGUUGCUGUGAUAGUAUCAUUACCUUAUCACUCUCUGUUGCUGUGAUAGUAUCAUUACCUUAUCACUCUCUGUUGCUGUGAUAGUAUGUUUACCUUUCACUCUCUGUUGCUGUAAUAGUAUGUUUACCUUAUCACUCUCUGUUGCUGUAAUAGUAUCAUUACCUUAUCACUAUCUGUUGCUGUGAUAGUAUCAUUACCUUAUCACUAUCUGUUGCUGUGAUAGUAUCAUUACCUUAUCACUCUCUGUUGCAGUGAUAGUAUCAUUACCUUAUCACUCUCUGUUGCUGUGAUAGUAUGUUUACCUUUUUAAAUAUAAUAAUACCUUUUUCACUCUCUGUUGCUGUAAUAGUAUGUUUACCUUAUCACUCUCUGUUGCUGUAAUAGUAUCAUUACCUUAUCACUAUCUGUUGCUGUGAUAGUAUCAUUACCUUAUCACUCUCUGUUGCUGUGAUAGUAUCAUUACCGUAUCACUCUCUGUUGCUGUGAUAGUAUGUUUACCUUUUCACUCUCUUUUGCUGUAAUAGUAUGUUUACCUUAUCACUCUCUGUUGCUGUAAUAGUAUCAUUACCUUACCACUCUCUGUUGCUGUGAUAGUAUCAUUACCUUAUCACUCUCUGUUGCUGUGAUAGUAUGUUUACCUUUUUUAAUAUAAUAAUACCUUUUCACUCUCUGUUGCUGUAAUAGUAUGUUUACCUUAUCACUCUCUGUUGCUGUGAUAGUAUCAUUACCUUACCACUCUCUGUUGCUGUGAUAGUAUCAUUACCUUAUCACUCUCUGUUGCUGUGAUAGUAUCAUUACCUUAUCACUCUCUGUUGCUGUAAUAGUAUCAUUACCUUAUCACUCUCUGUUGCUGUGAUAGUAUCAAUACCUUAUCACUCUCUGUUGCUGUGAUAGUAUCAUUACCUUAUCACUCUCUGUUGCUGUAAUAGUAUCAUUACCUUAUCACUCUCUGUUGCUGUGAUCUAUCAAACAAGUUUCUCGAGCUAUACACACACGUGUAAUUUUCCAUCAAGCAGCCUGUGUCUAGUAGUUAACGUUGAAUAAACUGUGCAGGUGUGUGUGAGUUAAUCUGUCUUGGUGUUGGGUUUUGGAGUUUUCUGGAGGACUGAUGCGGGAAUCCCUCCGCUUUCACUUUCGGUUAAUGGUGUGCAGGAUUUAGCCGCGAGCUCCUCUUCUCCAACCAUCACAACCAAUAAUCUUUGCUUUACCUCGCGCUCCGGUAUCGAUAGCUUCUCUCGCCUCGGGCGUCAGCUUUGAUAUGCUAAUGCUGCGAGGCCCGAAUUCAGCUGAGAUCAUAUUAAUGUUGUUCUUUCUGACGGCGGCUUUGGCGCCAUGAAUAUUCACACAACCUUUUUCAAAAGAAAUGUCUCCAGAAACGCGGCUCCUACUUAGAGCAGUGUCUGUGUUCUAAUCACUAGUAUCCCACCAAGCUUUCAGCAUCUGAUCAAGCUUAUCACCAGACUUGUGCCCUCUACGUGCACACGCCCUCGCUCAGACGGCUGCUGGGUUUGUGUGGGCUGUGCUGUCUUGUGACAGGUGCUAUAAACAUUGUGGUUAAAAUAGGAGGAGAAUUACAUUUGGCCCGUGUCUCUUUUUCUUUAAUUUUCGUGGCAAACGUGUAAAAGCGCUUGAUUCCGCGUAUGAUUCCGCCGCUGCUCGCGCCGCCGCCCGAGGCUACUCUCCACUGCUUAAAUAGAGCUAUCGCCUCUGGGCCCACGUGCUCCACCGCACUACCGGCAAUAGCUCUUUUUCCAUUGCCCGUGGCAACAUAAAAUACAUAAUACUUUGAUUCAAAACAUUUUUGGAGGAAUUAAUAUGAUGUGAACUCACAGCUUUCAGAGACGUGAGUCUGACUGACAGGCAAGGCAGGAAACUGUCACACAUCUGGACUUCACACACGACUAUCACACUCACACACACACACACAUACGCACACGCACACGUUUAUUUGUUGUGUUACUGUGUUGUGUCUAGGAGGUACCUGUGUGGUGAUCGCUAGAUGUUACUAGUGUUUAUUUAACAUUUGUUACUGUGUUGUGUCUAGGAGGUACCUGUGUGGUGAACCCCACAGAUCUGUUCUGCUCUGUCCCCGGCCGUCUGUCUCUCCUCAGCUCAACCUCUAAAUAUAAAGUCACCAUCGCUGAGGUGAAGAGACGCCUCUCACCUCCAGAGUGUCUCAACGCCUCACUACUGGGAGGAAUCCUCCGCAGGUACACACACACACACACACACACACACACACACACACACACACACACACACACACACACACACACACACACACACACACACACACACACACACACACACACACACACACACACACACACACACAAACACACACACACACACACACAAACGCACACACAAACGCACACACAAACGCACACACAAACGCACACACAAUCGUUUUACACAUUUCGAAGCUAAACAUUUAUGUAAUUUUAAAAGACUCAAAUUAAAUGUUUUUGCGUGAUCAUUUAUUUUAUUGAUAGAGAUGCAAUAAUGGGGAGUAAUACAUUGCAAAACAGAUAGUUUCUCACAGCAGAAAAAUAAUUCUGCAGCAACAGGAAAUGGGAAUUAUUACGUGGAUUAUAAUUAAUGGAAAUGUUUUAUAGGGGUUGAUACGUUUUUGGUAUUGAUUUGACGAUGAUGUGCUCAUGUCUUUUAAUGCAGAGCUAAGUCUAAGAACGGUGGACGUUGUCUGAGAGAGAAGUUGGAUCGACUGGGACUCAACCUGCCAGCUGGUCGGAGAAAAGCUGCCAACGUUACACUCCUCACCUCUCUGGUGGAAGGUAGGAAUAACUCAUCCCUCUAUCAAUCUACACCUCCUAAUAAAACUCAUCCCUCUCUCAAUCUACACCUUCUUAUAAAACUCAUCCCUCUAUCAAUCUACACCUCCAAAUGAAACUCAUCCCUCUAUCAAUCUACACCUUCUAAUAAAAUUCAUCCCUCUAUCAAGCUACACCUUCUAAUAAAACUCAUCCCUCUAUCAAUCCACACGUUCUAAUAAAACUCAUCCCUCUAUCAAUCUACACCUUCUAAUAAAACUCAUCCCUCUAUCAAUCUACAACUUCUAAUAACUCAUCCCUCUAUCAAUCUACACCUUCUAAUAAAAAUCAUCCCUCUAUCAUUCUACACCUAUUAAUAAAACUCAUCCCUCUAUCAAUCUACACAUUCUAGUAAAACUCAUCCCUCUAUCAAUCUACACCUUCUAGUAAAACCCAUCCCUCAAUCAAUCUACCCCUUCUAGUAAAACUCAUCCCUCUAUCAAUCUACACCUUCUAAUAAAACUCAUCCCUCUAUCAAUCUACACACUCUAAUAAAACUCAUCCCUCUAUCAAUCCACACUUUCUAAUAAAACUCAUCCCUCUAUCAAUCUACACACUCUCUAAUAAAACUCAUCCCUCUAUCAAUCUCCACCUUCUAAUAAAACUCAUCCCUCUAUCAAUCUACACCUUCUAAUAACACUCAUCCCUCUAUCAAUCUACAACUACUAAUAACACUCAUCCCUCUAUCAAUCUACACCUUCUAAUAAAACUCAUCCCUCUAUCAAUCCACACUUUCUAAUAACACUCAUCCCUCUAUCAAUCUACAACUUCUAAUAAAACUCAUCCCUCUAUCAAUCUACACCUUCUAAUACAACUCAUCCUCUGUCAAUCUACACCUUCUAAUAAAACUCAUCCCUCUAUCAAUCUACACACUCUCUAAUAAAACUCAACCCCCUUAUCAAUGUACACCCUCUAUUAAAACUCAUCCCUCUAUCAAUCUACACCUUCUAAUAAAAGUCAUCCCUCUAUAUAUCUACACUCUCUAGUAAAACUCAUCCCUCUAUCAAUCUACACCUCCUAAUAAAACUCAUCCCUCUAUCAAUCUACACUUUCUAGUAAAACUCAUCCAUCUAUCAAUCUACAACUUCUAAUAAAAGUCAUCCCUCUAUCAAUCCACACUUUCUAAUAAAACUCAUCCCUCUAUCAAUCUACGCAUUCUAAUACAAGUCAUCCCUCUAUCAAUAUACACCUUCUAGUAAAACUCAUCCCUCCAUCAAUCUACCUCUUCUAGUAAAACUCAUCCCUCUAUCAAUCUACACCUAAUAAAACUCAUCCCUCUAUCAAUCUACACCUUCUAAUACAACUCAUCCCUCUAUCAAUCUACACCUUCUAAUAAAACUCAUCCCUCUAUAUAUCUACACCUUCUAAUAAAACUCAUCCCUCUAUCAAUCUACACCUUCUAAUAAAACUCAUCCCUCUAUCAAUCUACACACUCUCUAAUAAAACUCAUCCCUCUAUCAAUCCACACUGUCUAAUAAAUCUCAUCCCUCUAUCAAUCUACACCUUCUAAUAAAACUCAUUCCUCUAUCAAUCUACACCUCCUAAUAAAACUCAUCCCUCUAUCAAUCCACACUUUCUACUAAAACUCAUCCCUCUAUCAAUCUACAACUUCUAAUAAAACUCAUCCCUCUAUCAAUCUACACCUUCUAAUAAAACACAUCCCUCUAUCAAUCUACACACUCUCUAAUAAAACUCAUCCCUCUAUCAAUCCACACUUUCUAAUAAAACUCAUCCCUCUAUCAAUCUACACUGUCAAAUAAAACUCAUCCCUCUAUCAAUCUACACCUUCUAAUAAAACUCAUCCCUCUAUCAAUCUACACCUUCUAAUAAAACUCAUCCCCCUAUCAAUCUACACCUUCUAAUAAAACUCAUCCCUCUAUCAAUCUACACAUUCUAGUAAAACUCAUCCCUCUAUCAAUCUACACCUCCUAAUAAAACUCAUCCCUCUAUCAAUCUACAUCUUAUAAUACAACUCAUCCUCUGUCAAUCUACACCUUCUAAUAAAACUCAUCCCUCUAUCAAUCUACACACUCUCUAAUAAAACUCAUCCCUCUAUCAAUGUACACCCUCUUUUAAAACUCAUCCCUCUAUCAAUCUACACCUUCUAAUAAAACUCAUCCCUCUAUCAAUCUAUACCCUCUAAUAAAACUCAUCCCUCUAUCAAUCUACACCUUGAAAAAAACACAUCCCUCUAUCAAUCUACACUUUCUAAUAAAACUCAUCCCUCUAUCAAUCUACACUUUCUAAUAAAACUCAUCCCUCUAUCAAUCUAUACCCUCUAAUAAAACCCAUCCCUCUAUCAAUCUACAACUUCUAAUAAAACUCAUCCCUCUAUCGAUCUACACACUCUCUAAUAAAACUCAUCCCUCUAUCAAUGUACACCCUCUUUUAAAACACAUCCCUCUAUCAAUCUACACUUUCUAAUAAAACUCAUCCCUCUAUCAAUCUACACCUUCUAAUAAAACUCAUCCCUCUAUCAAUCCACACUUUCUAAUAAAACUCAUCCCUCUAUCAAUCUAUACCCUCUAAUAAAACCCAUCCCUCUAUCAAUCUACAACUUCUAAUAAAACUCAUCCCUCUAUAAAUAUACACCUUCUAAUGAAACGUAUCCCUCUAUCAAUCCACACUUUCUAAUAAAACUCAUCCCUCUAUCAAUCCACACUUUCUAAUAAAACUCAUCCCUCUAUCAAUCUACAACUUCUAAUAAAACUCAUCCCUCUAUCAAUCUACACCUUUUAAUAAAACGUAUCCCUCUAUCAAUCUACACCAAAUAAAACUCAUCCCUCUAUCAAUCUACACCUUCUAAUAAAACUCAUCCCUCUAUCAAUCUACACCUUCUAAUAAAACUCAUCCCUCUAUCAAUCUACACCUUCUAAUAAAACUCAUCCCUCUAUCAAUCUACACCUUCUAAUAAAACUCAUCCCUCUAUUAAUCUACACACUCUCUAAUAAAACUCAUCCCUCUAUUAAUCCACACUUUCUAAUAAAACUCAUCCCUCUAUCAAUCUACACACUCUCUAAUAAAACUCAUCCCUCUAUCAAUGUACACCUUCUAAUAAAACUCAUCCCUCUAUCAAUCCACACUUUCUAAUAAAACUCAUCCCUCUAUCAAUGUACACCCUCUAAUAAAACUCAUCCCUCUAUCAAUCUACACCUUCUAAUAAAACGUAUCCCUCUAUCAAUCUACACAUUCUAGUAAAACUAAUCCCUCUAUCAAUCUACAACUUCUAAUAAAACUCAUUCCUCUAUCAAUCUACACAUUCUAAUAAAACUCAUCCAUCUAUCAAUCUACACUUUCUAAUAAAACUCAUCCCUCUAUCAAUAUAUGUAUUCUAAAAAAAAGUCAUCCCUCUAUCAAUCUACACAUUCUAAUAAAACUCACCCAUCUAUUUAUCUACACUCUCUAGUAAAACUCACCCCUCUAUCAAUCUACACCUUCUAAUACAACUCAUCCCUCUAUCAAUCUACACCUUCUAACUAAUAAAACUCAUCCCUCUAUCAAUCUACACCUUCUAAUAAAACGUAUCCCUCUAUCAAUCUACAACUUCUAAUAAAAUGCAUCCCUCUUUCAAUCCACACCUUCUAAUAGAACUCAUCCCUCUAUAUAUCUACACUGUCUAGUAAAACUCAUCCCUCUUUCAAUCUACAUCUUCUAAUAAAACUCAUCCCUCUAUCAAUCCACACUUUCUAAUAAAACUCAUCCCUCUUUCAAUCUACACAUUCUAAUAAAACUCAUCCCUCUAUCCAUCCACACUUUCUAAUAAAACUCAUCCCUCUAUCAAUCUAGGUAUUUUAAUAAAAGUCAUCCCUCUAUCAAUCUACAAUUCUAAUAAAACUCAUCCCUCUAUAUAUCUACACUCUCUAGUAAAACUCAUCCCUCUAUCAAUCUACACCUCCUAAUAAAACUCAUCCCUUUAUCAAUCCACACUUUCUACUAAAACUCAUCCCUCUAUCAAUCUACAACUUCUAAUAAAACUCAUCCCUCUAUCAAUCUACACCUUCUAAUACAACUCAUCCUCUGUCAAUCUACACCUUCUAAUAAAAGUCAUCCCUCUAUUAAUCUACACACUCUCUAAUAAAACUCAUCCCUCUAUCAAUGUACACCCUCUUUUAAAACUCAUCCCUCUAUCAAUCUACACCUUCUAAUAAAAGUCAUCCCUCUAUCAAUCUACCCCUUCUAAUAAAAGUCAUCCCUCUAUCAAUCUCCACCUCCUAAUAAAACUCAUACCUCUCUCAAUUUACACUUUCUAAUAAAACUCAUCCCUCUAUAUAUCUACACUGUCUAGUAAAACUCAUCCCUCUAUCAAUCUACGCAUUCUAAUAAAAGUCAUCCCUCUAUCAAUCUACACAUUCUAGUAAAACUCAUCCCUCUAUCAAUAUACACCUUUAAAAAAACACAUCCCUCUAUCAAUCUACACCUUCUAUUAAAACUCAUCCCUAUAUCAAUCUACACCCUCCAAUAAAACCCAUCCCUUUAUUAAUCUACACCUUCUAAUAAAACUCAUCCCUCUAUCAAUCUACACCCUCUAAUAAAACUCAUCCCUCUAUCAAGCUACACUUUCUAAUAAAAGUCAUCCCUCUAUCAAUCUCCACCUCCUAAUAAAUAUCAUUCCUCUAUCAAUCUACACCUUCUAAUAAAACUCAUCCCUCUAUCAAUUUACCCCUUCUAGUAAAACUCAUCCCUCUAUCAAGCUACACUUUCUAAUAAAAGUCAUCCCUCUAUCAAUCUACACCUUCUAAUAAAACUCAUCCCUCUAUCAAUCUACACCUUCUAAUAAAACUCAUCCCUCUAUCAAUCUACACCUUCUAAUAAAACUCAUCCAUUUUCAAUGUACACCCUCUAAUAAAAGUCAUCCCUCUAUCAAUCUACACCUUCUAAUAAAACACAUCCCUCUAUCAAUCUACACCUUCUAAUAAAACACAUCCCUCUAUCAAUCUACACCUUCUAACAAAACUCAUCCCUUUAUCAAUCUACACCUUCUAAUAAAACACAUCCCUCUAUCAAUCUACACUUUCUAAUAAAACUCAUCCCUCUAUCAAUCUACACCUUCUAGUAAAACUCAUCUCUCAAUCAAUCUACACCUUCUAAUAAAACUCAUCCCUCUAUCAAUCUAUACAUUGUAGUAAAACUCAUCCCUCUAUCAAUCUACACCUUCUAGUAAAACUCAUCUCUCUAUCAAUCUACACCUUCUAAUAAAACUCAUCCCUCUAUCAAUCUACACCCUCUACUAAAACUCAUCCCUCUAUCAAGCUACACCUUCUAAUAAAACUCAUCCCUCUAUCAAGCUACACCUUCUAAUAACACUCAUCCCUCUAUCAAUCUACACCUUCUAAUAAAACUCAUCCCUUUUCAAUGUACACCCUCUAAUAAAAGUCAUCCCUCUAUCAAUCUACACCUUCUAAUAGAACACAUCCCUCUAUCAAUCUACACAUUGUAGUAAAACUCAUCUCUCAAUCAAUCUACAACUUCUAAUAAAACUCAUCCCUCUAUCAAUCUACACCUUCUAAUAAAACUCAUCCCUCUCUCAAUCCACACUUUCUAAUAAAACUCAUCCCUCUAUAUAUCUACACUAUCUAGUAAAACUCAUCCCUCUAUCAAUCUACACCUUCUAAUAAAACUCAUCCCUCUAUCAAUCCACACUUUCUAAUAAAACUCAUCCCUCUAUCAAUCUACACCUUCUAAUAAAACUCAUCCCUCUAUCUAUCUACACAUUCUAGUAAAACUCAUCCCUCUAUCAAUCUACACCUUCUAAUAAAAGUCAUCCCUCUAUCAAUCUCCACCUCCUAAUAAAACUCAUACCUCUCUCAAUUUACACUUUCUAAUAAAACUCAUCCCUCUAUAUGUCUACACUGUCUAGUAAAACUCAUCCCUCUAUCAAUCUACGCAUUCUAAUAAAAGUCAUCCCUCUAUCAAUCUACACAUUCUAGUAAAACUCAUCCCUCUAUCAAUAUACACCUUUAAAAAAACACAUCCCUCUAUCAAUCUACACCUUCUAUUAAAACUCAUCCCUAUAUCAAUCUACACCCUCCAAUAAAACCCAUCCCUUUAUUAAUCUACACCUUCUAAUAAAACUCAUCCCUCUAUCAAUCUACACCCUCUAAUAAAACUCAUCCCUCUAUCAAGCUACACCUUCUAAUAUAACUCAUCCCUCUAUCACGCUACACUUUCUAAUAAUAUUCAUCACUCUAUCAAUCUACACCUUCUAAUAAAACUCAUCCCUCUAUCAAUCUACACCUUCUAAUAAAACUCAUCCCUCUAUCAAUCUACACCUUCUAAUAAAACUCAUCCAUUUUCAAUGUACACCCUCUAAUAAAAGUCAUCCCUCUAUCAAUCUACACCUUCUAAUAAAACUCAUCCCUCUAUCAAUCUACACCUUCUAAUAAAACACAUCCCUCUAUCAAUCUACACCUUCUAACAAAACUCAUCCCUUUAUCAAUCUACACCUUCUAAUAAAACACAUCCCUCUAUCAAUCUACACUUUCUAAUAAAACUCAUCCCUCUAUCAAUCUACACCUUCUAGUAAAACUCAUCUCUCAAUCAAUCUACACCUUCUAAUAAAACUCAUCCCUCUAUCAAUCUACACCUUCUAAUAAAACUCAUCCCUCUAUCAAUCUACACCUUCUAGUAAAACUCAUCCCUCUAUCAAUCUACACCUUCUAAUAAAACUCAUCCCUCUAUCAAUCUACACCCUCUACUAAAACUCAUCCCUCUAUCAAGCUACACCUUCUAAUAAAACUCAUCCCUCUAUCAAGCUACACCUUCUAAUAACACUCAUCCCUCUAUCAAUCUACACCUUCUAAUAAAACUCAUCCCUUUUCAAUGUACACCCUCUAAUAAAAGUCAUCCCUCUAUCAAUCUACACCUUCUAAUAGAACACAUCCCUCUAUCAAUCUACACAUUGUAGUAAAACUCAUCCCUCUAUCAAUCUACACCUUCUAGUAAAACUCAUCUCUCAAUCAAUCUACAACUUCUAAUAAAACUCAUCCCUCUUUCAAUCUACCCCUUCUAAUAAAAGUCAUCCCUCUAUCAAUCUCCACCUCCUAAUAAAACUCAUACCUCUCUCAAUUUACACUUUCUAAUAAAACUCAUCCCUCUAUAUGUCUACACUGUCUAGUAAAACUCAUCCCUCUAUCAAUCUACGCAUUCUAAUAAAAGUCAUCCCUCUAUCAAUCUACACAUUCUAGUAAAACUCAUCCCUCUAUCAAUAUACACCUUUAAAAAAACACAUCCCUCUAUCAAUCUACACCUUCUAUUAAAACUCAUCCCUAUAUCAAUCUACACCCUCCAAUAAAACCCAUCCCUCUAUCAAUCUACACUUUCUAAUGCAACUCAUCCCUCUAUCAAUCUAAACCUUCUGAUAAAACUCAUCCCUUUAUUAAUCUACACCUUCUAAUAAAACUCAUCCCUCUAUCAAUCUACACCCUCUAAUAAAACUCAUCCCUCUAUCAAGCUACACCUUCUAAUAUAACUCAUCCCUCUAUCAAGCUACACUUUCUAAUAAAACACAUCCCUCUAUCAAUCUACACCUUCUAAUAAAACUCAUCCCUUUAUCAAUCUACACCUUCUAAUAAAACACAUCCCUCUAUCAAUCUACACUUUCUAAUAAAACUCAUCCCUCUAUCAAUCUACACCUUCUAGUAAAACUCAUCUCUCAAUCAAUCUACACCUUCUAAUACAACUCAUCCCUCUAUCAAUCUAUGCAUUGUAGUAAAACUCAUCCCUCUAUCAAUCUACACCUUCUAAUAAAACUCAUCCCUCUAUCAAUCUACACCCUCUACUAAAACUCAUCCCUCUAUCAAGCUACACCUUCUAAUAAAACUCAUCCCUCUAUCAAGCUACACCUUCUAAUAACACUCAUCCCUCUAUCAAUCUACACCUUCUAAUAGAACACAUCCCUCUAUCAAUCUACACAUUGUAGUAAAACUCAUCCCUCUAUCAAUCUACACCUUCUAGUAAAACUAAUCUCUCUAUCAAUCUACACCUUCUAAUAAAACUCAUCCCUCUAUCAAUCUACACCUUCUAAUAAAACUCAUCCCUUUUCAAUGUACACCCUCUAAUAAAAGUCAUCCCUCUAUCAAUCUACACCUUCUAAUAGAACACAUCCCUCUAUCAAUCUACACAUUGUAGUAAAACUCAUCCCUCUAUCAAUCUACACCUUCUAGUAAAACUAAUCUCUCAAUCAAUCUACACCUUCUAAUAAAACUCAUCCCUCUAUCAAUCUACACCUUCUAAUAAAACUCAUCCCUUUAUCAAUGUUCACCCUCUAAUAAAUAUCAUCCCUCUAUGAAGCUACACCUUCUAAUAAAACUCAUCCCUCUAUCAAGCUACACCCUCUAAUAAAACUCAUCCCUCUAUGAAGCUACACUUUCUAAUAAACCUCAUCCCUCUAUCAAGCUACACAUUUCAAUAAAACUCAUCCCUCUAUCAAUCAAUACCCUCUAAUAAAACUCAUCCCUCUAUCAAUCUACACCUUCUAAUAAAACUCAUCCCUCUAUCAAGCUACACGUUCUAAUAAAACUCAUCCCUCUAUCCUAAUAUAAUGUAUGUGUUUGUAGGUGAGGCGCUCCACCUGGCCAGAGACUUUGGUUAUACGUGUGAGACAGAGUUUCCUACCAAGGCAGCAGGAGAACACCUAGCCAGUCAACACAACGAACCCAAGGAGACGAGUGCUCGCAAGAAGAUGGUGCUGGCCACCAAGUACGACACACACACAGACACACUUACACAAACACAGACACACACACACACACUUACACACACGGAAACACACACACCAUUACACACACCAGUACACACACACACACACACACACACACACACACACACACACACACACACACACACACACACACACACACACACACACACACACACACACACACACACACACACGCACACUGAACCCUUAACCUCUGACCCCUAACCUCUAAUAUGUGCCCUGUGACCUUUAGGCAGAUCUGUAAGGAGUUCCAGGACCUGUUGAGUCAGGACCGUUCUCCUCUUGGCUCCUCCAGACCCACACCUAUACUGGACCUUGAUAUACAGAGACACCUCACACACUUCAGGUACACACACACACACACACACACACACACACACACACACACACACACACACAAUGUAAUACGCAAUAUGUACAACUUUAGCUAGUGUCAGGCAAUCUUUCCGGCCGAAAGGCACUACAGAGGGUAUUGCAUACUGCCCAGUACAUCAGUGGGGCCAAGCUUCCUGCCAUCCAGGACCUCUAUACCAGGCGGUGUCAGAGGUAGGCCCUAAAAAUGGUCAAAGCCACUCUGCUACCCAAGUCAUAGACUGUUCUCUCUGCUACCGCACGGCAAGCGGUACUGAUGCACCAAGUCUGGAACCAACAGUACCCUGAACAGCUUCUACCCCCAAGCCAAAAGACUGCUAAAUAGUUAGUAAAAUAGUUAACCAAAUAGCUACCUGGACUAUCUGCAUUGACCCUUUUUACACUCACUUUUUUAACUCAUCACAUACGCCGCUGCUACUGUUUAUUAUCUGUCACUUUAGUCCUAGUUAUAUGUACAUAUUUACCUCAAUUACCUUGUACCCCUACACAUGGACUCAGUACUGGUAGACCGUGUAUAUAGCCACGUUAUUACCUGGUACCCCUACACAUGGACUCAGUACUGGUACCCCGUGUAUAUAGCCACGUUAUUACCUGGUACCCCUACACAUGGACUCAGUACUGGUACCCCGUGUAUAUAGCCACGUUAUUACCUGGUUCCCCUGCACAUGGACUCAGUACUGGUACCCCGUGUAUAUAGCCACGUUAUUACCUGGUACCCCUACACAUGGACUCAGUACUGGUACCCCGUGUAUAUAGCCACGUUAUCGUUACUCAUUGUGGAUUUAUUAUUACUUUUAUUAUUACCUGUUAUUAUUUCUCAACUUUCUUUCCCUCUGCAUUGUUGGGAAGUAUUUCACUGUUAGUCCACACCUUUUGUUUACCAAGCACGUGACAAAUAACAUUUGUAUUUAUUAUGGAUCCCCAUUAGCUGCCAAGGCAGCAGCUGCUCUUCCUGGGGUCCGGCAAAAUUAAAGCAGCUGUACAAUUCUAAAAACAUUACAAUACAUUUAACAACAGAUUUCACAAUAUAUUAAGUGUGUGCCCUCAGGCCCCUACUCCACUACCACAUAUAUACAAUACAAAAUCCAUGUGUACGUGUGUGUAUAGUGCGUAUGUUAUCAUGUAAUAUGCCAUUUAGCAGACGCUUUUAUCCAAAGCGACUUACAGUCAUGUGUGCAUACAUUUUUACGUAUGGGUGGUCCCGGGGAUCGAACCCACUACCCUGGCGUUACAAGCGCCAUGCUCUACCAAUUGAGCUACAGAGGACCACAUUACCAUGUGUGUAUGCAUGUGUCUGUGCCUAUGUUUGUGUUGCUUCAAAGUUCCCGCUGUUCCAUAAGGUGUAUUUUUAUCUGUUUUUAUAAUCUGAUUCUAGUGCUUGCGUCAGUUACCUGAUGUGGAAUAGUUCCAUGUAGUCAUGGCUCUAUGUAGUACUGUGCAUCUCCUAUAGUCUGUUCUGGACUUGGGGACUGUGAAGAGACCUCUGGUGGCAUGUCUUGUGGGGUAUGCACGGGUGUCUGAGCUGUGUGCCAGUAGUUUAAACAGACAGCUCGGUGCUUCAACCAGCUCCAAUACUGAUGUCUGUGGUUAGGGAUAUAUAGUGUGCAUUUAUAUGUGUGUGUAUAUUCUCCAGUCUCAUCACCCAUGGGUUCGGGACUCCGGCAGUGUGCGCGGCUCUCAGCACCUUCCAGACUGUUCUCAGUGAGAUGCUCAACUUCCUGGACAAACAUUCUGCCGCCGGGAACCAUGGGAAAACCUCUGGUCAGGAGACGGAAAAGACAGGAACCGCCCGGAAAAACAGCGAACCGCUCAAUAAAGAGGAGAAAGCUGAAAAGACAGAGUAACCCCUUCCUUGUGCCUUGCAGGAGGAGCAAAUCUCCAUGGAGACGGACAGAGAUGAUUAUUAAUUCUGAACAACAGGAAGUAGAGACAUUGUCUUCUGGUCACCGCCAUUUGGGAGCCAAGGGA
Messenger RNA from Coregonus sp. 'balchen', 21756 nucleotides. NCBI's taxonomy places the organism in Eukaryota, Metazoa, Chordata, Actinopteri, Salmoniformes, Salmonidae. The record is from the annotation of a GenBank genome assembly.